GAUGACAAGUUUUAAAAAAAAUCCCGCGACCUAGUACGCCACUUCCGCUACUGUUCAUAAAUAGUUUGAAACGUGUUUAAAACGUUUUUGUGGAAAAGUGUUGAUAUAACGAAAUAAACAUGAGCAAAGCACACCCACCCGAGUUGAAAAAGUUUAUGGACAAGAAGCUUUCACUGAAGCUCAAUGGUGGCCGUCAUGUUCAGGGCAUCUUGCGUGGAUUUGAUCCCUUCAUGAAUCUGGUCGUGGAUGACUCGAUAGAAAUGGCUCCUGGAGGACAAAUGAACUCCAUUGGGAUGGUGGUGAUCAGAGGAAACAGUAUUAUUAUGUUGGAGGCUCUUGAACGAGUAUGAGGACGAUGCCCUCUUUCUUUUCCUGCAUUUUUUUUUUGUAUACAGCAAAUGUGAAAAAAAAACUAAUUCUCAUUUAUGUUCACAACACUUUAUUAAAGCCAAACACUUUGAUUCUGUUAAAGUAUUGUUUUAUAAACAACUUUCUUGUUUUUAUGUACAUUACUAUGUCUGUAGAAAUUGUGUACACAAUUCAUACAUUUUUGUGAAUAAAUUGACUAUGGUGUGAUUAAU
Messenger RNA from Carassius auratus (goldfish), 581 nucleotides. It is a transcript of the gene snrpg, whose product is annotated as small nuclear ribonucleoprotein polypeptide G. Gene Ontology annotation, biological process: mRNA splicing, via spliceosome; spliceosomal snRNP assembly. Gene Ontology annotation, cellular component: precatalytic spliceosome; U2 snRNP; SMN-Sm protein complex. Bases 120 to 350 code for a protein of 76 amino acids. NCBI's taxonomy places the organism in Eukaryota, Metazoa, Chordata, Actinopteri, Cypriniformes, Cyprinidae. The record is from RefSeq and is a predicted model, not a curated record. The transcript is spliced from 4 exons. Gene Ontology annotation, molecular function: RNA binding.